AUGGCGUUCAGGCACGGCUCUGUGAAGUCGUUUCCAUUUAACCUGGAGGUCACAACUGUUUCUGUGAAGGAUGGGGUUGAAGCUGGUGCGCAAGCUGCGGCUCCACCCGUCAGGAAGACGCGAUCCAAGUGUCUCAUGGCCUUUGCCAUCAAGCUCUUCAUAAUCCUCAUUGUCGGAGGAGCCAUACUGGCCUGGUACCUCCUGGAGUACAAGGUUUGGAUUUUGGAGCCUCGUGUCCAGCAGCAGUACGCAGCCUCCAUUUCCAUCCUCAAUAGGAACUUCUCUGCUGAUUUGUCCUCUCACAACAGCUCUGUGUUCAAGGAAGAGGCCGCGGGAGUAAAGACCAUGGUGGCGAAGAUAAUGAAAGGUUCAAGUCUUUCUCAAUACUUCAACUACACCACUGUCUUCACCUUUGCUAAUGGGAGUGUUGUGGCUCACGUCGGGAUAGUGAUGUCAGUGCCGAGCAGCCAUGUUGGGAGGGUCACACUGAGGGAGGUCACUGCGAGUCUGGCGAACGGCCUGAGGGAGAAUGGAGGGUCGGGGGAGGGACAGAUGGUCAGUGUCGACGGAUACCUCCUCCACCUUCCUUCACUGUCUGUCACCCAACAGAACCUAAAGAUUACAGAACUUUUAUAGGCUUCCUUUGACUGUUACCACCACCAGAAGCUGUUGUCCAGAGGACCUGUGGUUCUCAGUGGCCCCGACACACAGCGUUCCACCUGCCUGUGGCACCUCCAGGCGGCCCCUGGCUCCCAGCUGGAGCUCCACAUGGAGUUACUGCUGCCACAGUGCCAGGACCGUCUGGUGGUGUUCGAUUCCCUCACCCCCACCGACACUCGCCUCAUCACAUCUGUCGAUGGCUGCAGUCGACAAGAGCGUGCGGUCCACGUCCUGUCUUCAGGUGAGUGGAUGACGGUGGUUUGGAAACAGGGACUUUACAACAACAAAGACUCCUUCUCUUUGUCUGCACAGGCCUGGGACCGCCAAGAGUGUAACUCCACUAUAGAGCUGAGGGCAGUAUCAGGCAUCCAGGGGACACUGAGGACCCCCUUUUUCCCAAGCUACUACCCUCCAGACACCAACUGCACCUGGGUCUUUAUGACGCCCAGUUUAUGGAUGGGCCUGACUCUGGAGUUCGAGGGCUACAAGUUGGACAGAGCUGGCAACAAUCAAGCCUGUACCCAGGGACAGUGGAUCGUCCAGAACCGCAGACUGUGCGGUACCAGGAUUCUGCAGCCAUACAGCGAACGACUCCACCUGCUGUCCACGGUGGUAACUGUCGUCAUGACGUCCCAGGUGUCGCUCACAGGGCCGGGCCUUCAGCUGCACUACAGCGUCUUCAACCUGUCAGAUCCUUGCCCAGGCCAGUUUCUGUGCACCGUUAAUGGCCUGUGUGUUCCUGCCUGUGAUGGAAUCAAGGACUGUCCCAAUGGACUUGAUGAGAGGAACUGUGUGUGUGUGGCUCAGUACCAGUGUCCAGAGGAUGACAGUCGAUGUGUGGACUACACCAAGGUGUGUGACCAGCAGCCAGACUGCCCAGAAGCCACAGAUGAGAUGAAUUGUACUAAUGGUGUACGGUGCACAGUUAUGACCUAUGUGUGCGCUGAUGGAACGUGUCUGAAUAAACCAAACCCAGAGUGCGACUCUGUUGUUGACUGCCCGGACGCCUCGGAUGAAAAACAGUGUGACUGCGGCCUGAGGCAGGUGUCCAGUCGUAUUGUCGGGGGCACCAACGCCUCAGAGGGGGAGUGGCCCUGGCAGGCCAGCCUUCAGGUGAAGGGUAACCACAUCUGUGGGGGGGCUCUUAUCUCCAGCCAGUGGGUGGUGUCCGCAGCCCACUGUUUCUAUGACGACCGGCUCUACUCCGCCUCCAUGUGGACAGUCUACCUGGGUAAACACCUCCUUAGUCCCAGCAGCCCCACAGAGGAGGUGGCGCGAGUUCAGGAGAUCCAUCGCCACCAAUACUACAACAACAAGUCCAACGACUACGACCUAGCCCUCCUGAAGCUGGACCGACCCGCCUCCCCUCUGCAGGCUGGACCGGCCCGACCCGUCUGCCUGCCCCCACUGACCCACCAGCUGGAGCCGGGCCUGCUCUGCUGGGUCACCGGCUGGGGGGCUCUCAGCGAGGGGGGCAAAGCCAGUAAUGUGCUUCAGAAGGUGGAUGUUCGUCUGGUGAGUGAGGAAGCCUGUGUUCGCUCCUACGGCAACCUGCUCACUCCCAGAAUGCUUUGUGCUGGUUAUAGUGGUGGAGAGAAAGAUGCCUGUCAGGGGGACUCCGGUGGUCCCUUGGUUUGUGAGGGGCCGUCAGGUCGCUGGUUCCUGGCCGGAGUGGUGAGCUGGGGCGUGGGCUGCGGGCGUCCAGGCUACUAUGGCGUCUACACUCGUAUCACCAGACUCACUGACUGGAUCAGGAAGGUCAUCAGCCCCCCCUGA
This is a messenger RNA of Paralichthys olivaceus (Japanese flounder), 2436 nucleotides long. The record is from RefSeq and is a predicted model, not a curated record. Lineage: Eukaryota; Metazoa; Chordata; Actinopteri; Pleuronectiformes; Paralichthyidae.